Molecule: messenger RNA, 4702 nt
Organism: Limanda limanda (common dab)
Lineage: Eukaryota; Metazoa; Chordata; Actinopteri; Pleuronectiformes; Pleuronectidae
Gene: sart3
Product: spliceosome associated factor 3, U4/U6 recycling protein
Exons: 19
Coding region: 1-2868 (955 amino acids)
Biological process (GO): RNA processing
Molecular function (GO): RNA binding; protein binding
Source: RefSeq, a predicted model, not a curated record
AUGGCAGCGCCGAGCAACGCAGAGCAAACGCAGUUGCAGGACAUGGAGGAGGAAGAAGCUGCAGGGAUGGAGCGGAGAGAGAUGGAGUCGGACGAGGAGGAGGACGACGAGGAGCAGGAGGAGCAGGAGGAGGAAGGUAUGGGAGAAGACGAUUCAGACGACGAAGAGGACGACUCCUCCGAGGACGAGAAGGAGAACGAAGCCGAGAUCCAGCGUCUGGAGGAGCAGCUGUCAAUCAACGCUUUCGACUACAACUGCCAUGUGGAUCUCAUCAAGCUGCUGCGGCAGGAGGGAGAACUGAUCCGACUGCGAAAGGCAAGGCAGAAGAUGAGUGAACUCUUCCCUCUCACUGAAGAGAUCUGGCUGGAUUGGCUCAAGGAUGAGAUCCGUCUGACUGAGACUGAGGAGGAGUCGAACCGGGAAACGGUGUAUGAACUUUUCGAGAGAUCAACAAAAGACUAUAUCUGUCCAGAUAUCUGGCUUGAAUAUGCUCAGUAUUCAAUUGGUGGCAUGGGCUCACCCGGGGGGAUAGACAAGGUGAGAUCCAUCUUUGAGCGAGCGGUGACGGCUGUGGGGCUUCACAUGAACAAGGGACAGACGGUGUGGGAGGCGUACAGAGAGUUUGAGAACGCCAUUCUGUCCACAGUGCAGCCUCCCCCUGGCCGGAUUCCCAGCCACGAGGAGCAGGAGCUGCUCAACGCUCAGCUGGAGCGAAUCCAUACACUGUUUCGCCGUCAGCUAGCCGUCCCCUUAAUGGACAUGGAAGCCACCUAUGCAGAGUAUGGCGAGUGGUCUGAACUCGGGGUUCCUGAGACGGCCAUGCAUCAGUACAAAAAGGCCAUGCUGCAGAUGGAUAAGCGCAGAUCUUUUGAGGAGUCACUGCUUGUAGCAGAGCCCCCGAAGAUGACAGAGUAUCAGACCUACAUCGACUUUGAACUAAAAGAUGGCGACCCAGCUCGCGUCCAGAUAACGUUUGAGCGGACUCUGACAGAGAACUGCCUGGUGCCAGACAUCUGGGCAAAAUACACCUUGUAUCUUGAUCGUCAGCUGAAGAUCAAGGACUUGGUUCUUCCUAUUCAUGAACGUGCUGUCAGGAACUGCCCCUGGACCAUGGGUCUGUGGAAGAGCUACCUGCUCGCUCUGGAGAGGCAUGGAGCAGAGCAUCAGAUUGUCUCAGAUGUUUUUGAGAAGGCGCUGACUGCCGGUUUCAUUCAAGCUACAGAUUAUGUGGACAUUUGGCAGGCGUACCUGGACUACCUGCGGAGACGUGUGGAUUUCAGUAAAGAAUCAAGUAAAGAGUUAGAGGAACUGCGAGGAGCCUUCUCUCGAUCUCUAGACUACAUAAAACAAGAUGUGGAAGAAAGAUUUGGUGAAAGUGGAGAUCCAUCUUGUAUCAUUAUGCAGAUCUGGGCGAGGAUAGAGGCCCUCCACUGCAAGAACAUGCAAAAAGCCAGAGAACUGUGGGACAGCAUCAUGACAAAAGGAAACGCUAAAUAUGCCAAUAUGUGGCUGGAGUACUAUAACCUCGAAAGGUCUUAUGGUGACCCAGCUCACUGUCGGAAAGCUCUUCACAGAGCAGUUCAAUGCACCACCGACUACCCAGAGCAUGUGUGUGAAGUCCUGCUCACCUUCGAGCGAGUGGAGGGUUCUCUGGAGGGCUGGGACGUGGCCGUGCAGAAGACAGAGACCCGGCUGAACAGGAUCAAUGAGCAACGAGCAAAGGCGGCUGAGAAAGAAGCCAACUCUGCUCGCCAAGAGGACGACAAAGGGGAUCAGCGGCGGAAAUCAAAGACCGAUAAGAAGCCUCAGAAGAAGGUGCCGAACAGAACUCGAUUUGGAGAGAAGAGGAAAGCAGAAAAUAAUGAUUAUCAGGGCAAGUGGAAUGAAGACUCUGCUCCUAAAAGGCACAGAGGCAACGGGGAGCAAAGCAGAGAGGAGCGCAUGGAGACCGAGACAGGACUCCAUGGGAGAAACGCACCCCCCGGGUAUAAGCCGGCUAAAAAAGGCCAGCAGGGAGCCCCGGCUGCUGCUCAGAAGCCCAACGAUGACAAGCCAGAGCUCCGAAACGAUAACAGCAGCGUGUUCAUCAGCAACAUGGCGUACACCCUGGAGGAGCCGGAGUCGAAGCUCAGGAUGCUGUUUGAGACGUGCGGUCCCAUCAAAGAGGUUCGCCCUGUCUUCGGCCCCAAAGGAAACUUCAAAGGUUACUGCUACGUACAGUUUGAGUCCCCGGUGUCCGUCGCUGAAGCCUUGAAGCUGGACAGACGGGAGGUGGAGGGCAGGCCCAUGUUUGUGUCCCCUUGUGUGGAUAAAAACAAAAACCCUGACUUUAAGGUGUUUAAAUACAACACAACCUUGGAGAGACACAAAAUCUUUAUCUCGGGGCUGCCGUUCUCCUGCACCAAGGAUCAACUGGAGGAGCUCUGCAAAGGCCACGGCACCAUCAGGGAGGUCCGAUUGGUCACAUAUCGCUCAGGAAAACCCAAGGGUCUGGCAUAUGUAGAGUUUGCAGAUGAAACACAAGCGUCUCAGGCUGUGCUUAAAUUAGACGGCACUGAAGUGGAGGGCAACAAAAUCGCUGUUGCUAUAAGUAACCCUCCUCGGAGAAGCAUGGCCGACUUACCUGGUUCCAGUCGACUUAUGGCGGACAUAAUGCCUCGCCAUGCUUUUGGAGCGAGAGGAAGAGGCCGCACCCAGCUGUCACUGCUCCCUCGCUCCCUGCACCGACAAAGUGGGCCCGCCAGCAAAGUGGAGAACGGGUCCGCAGCCGAGCUGGAGCCAGGACCUGGCGGCGCAUCAGCGAACGCAGCCGCGGAGACAAAACCUUUGUCGAAUUCAGACUUUGCCAGGAUGCUUCUCAAUAAGUGAGAAGACGAGCGGGAGAAUCACACUGAAAAACCUUCUUGUGUCCUUACAAACUAGUGUCCGUGAUUCUUCUGUAGUUGGUUUCCUUAUUUCCCUUUGAUCCCAGUUCCGUUCCCAUAGCCGCUACUGCGAGACGGCCUGAAUCGCCACACUCUCCCCUUCCAUCUUAAAUCCUGUGACAGAUCGUUUUUGUUGGGUGUGUUUAAAGAUGGCUGACAGGCAAUUUUAUAAAAACAAGUGUAUCAUAUUUGUGUGUAAAUAUACUGUAACUAUUGUAAGUUGUAUGUUGCCAGGUGUCUUUCUUUUGUUGUAACGUGAAGGGGAUUUGACCGAGGCAGAGUAUUUUUUUAAAUAUUCAGAACAGACAAACUUGUGAAUGUUGUUUAAGAAAAAAAAAAAAAGAUAAAGAAAAAAAGGCUGACAUGCAAAAGUGUAAUAUAGUUGGGGUGUGUGAGUGUAAAUAAGGUGAGUGUGUAACAGUGAUGAGACAUAUUCUCCAGCUGUGUUUAGGGAACCUAGGACAUAAGUGGUGUAGCUUAUUUUGACCUCUGAAGACUGAUAACAAGGUUAGCAGAGAUUUCUGACUAUAUUAAGACUAAAUCACAUUUUCCUCAUAUUACGAUCUGAGUUAUGAUGCUAUGGAGCCCUGCUGGAGGGGCCAGCAAAUUGUUCGUUUUUUUUGUCUGAGGCCAUGUGAUUAAACCAGGAGAACUGGCCUCAUGUCGUAUCGCUCGGCUCAUGCUUGAUAACAAGUUAAGAGUAUAUCUAGAUAUAGUUUAUCUGUUCUAAUACUUUCAUCUGUGAAAAUGUGGCCCGUGUUCAGGAAAAAACAUCUAUCACCACAUAACCUUUAUCAGUCCGCUGUGAAAUGAAAGUGAUUCAGAUAGAAACAAACCAUCUUCUGUCCAUCUUUGUGAAAGAGUGUACACGUAGGCGGAGUGUUGUUGAUGCUGCCGGAAUCUGUUUCAUCCCAGACUGAUGUGGCUGUGCUUUCAAAUGUGUCCACUGGUUUUAAUCUUCAGCCUCACCCAGGAGUGAAACAGCUGCAAACAUUAGUUGAAUCAACAGAGAAUCAUUUAACAUCUCAAAUGUGAGAUUUGUAAGGUUUUCCUUUUCUUACAUUAUCGUGGAAUUAAUGUAUUGAGGAUUGAGUGUUUCAGUUUCCCUAAGUUAUACAGAACAAACAUUUUACGAUUAAUCUGCAACAUCAAUGAUAUAAGAGAAAUCAUAAGUUAGUUGUAAGUACAUGUGGACAGUAGUAGUGCAGUUUAAUGAAUGUGGUUUGGACCUGGUGUUCUUUGUGUGUUCUGUAGAGUAGACUUUCACCCUCUGAAUGAACCUGGUUGUUAAAUGAGCCACUUCACUUCCUAUUUCCUUCUUGAGGCUGAAGAGUUUUUCUUAGAGUUCAACCAUUUGUCCUCACGUUUCUUCUUCGGAUUAAUACUAACGGUGUACGUUAUGGUCCGUAUGCUCAUCUCAAAAAGAUCUCUGUAGUUUGUAAUAAAUAGAAAUCUACGUUUUAACAACUGAUGGAAUACAAGCUAUACGUAUUGCUUUCACCAAAGUGGCCUGAUAUUAAAAAAAAUUGAAAUAUGUUCAUCUCUAUAAGUCACUAUCCACCUUCACAAAGGUGGUUUACGUGCAUUGUGUUGUAUAAUUUCUAUCUGUUUUAAAUUUGGUAUAAAGGUGAAAACAGUAAAUAGCUUUUUUUCUGCUUGUUUUGUUCUUUAGCCGUUUUUACUCAUUUUUUCCUUGGGUCCUGUAAAAAAAAAAAACAUGUUUUUUCUCUCGUCUAAAACUUGUUUUAAUAAAGUCAUGUAAAUCAUCUUUGAUCCCA